Molecule: messenger RNA, 1428 nt
Organism: Danaus chrysippus (African queen)
Lineage: Eukaryota; Metazoa; Arthropoda; Insecta; Lepidoptera; Nymphalidae
Source: the annotation of a GenBank genome assembly
AUGUCCAACGGCGAAUACCGACAUGUAUUUAGAAUAUUAUUUAGGAAUUUCAUAAAUUCUUUUAGACCGCGACAGAUUCGGGGAAAUCCAAUGGGUAAGGAUUACAUUGGUAAUAAGUAUUACGAAAUUCCUGCCGAUCCAAGCAGUGGUAAACGGAAGCCAAGCCGAUGGUAUGACCCACCUAAAAAUCUUGAUUUCCAGGACCCAAUACCAGCUGAAUGGGAGGCUUGGCUUCGCUUAAGGAGAACAGAGCCACCAACUGAAGAAGAGAUAGCAAAAAAUUUGGCGAUAGCAGAAAUGAAGAAAGUAAAUGCUGCAAAAUUAGAGGCUGAAAGAUUAUUAGAGCAGGGUUCUCUACCGUCACAAGUGGAGCGAGGUCCUCAGCCAUACCCCAAUUUUUUACAACAUAACAAUAUGGCCCAACAAAAUCUAUCAUCAAAGGAGAUCUUCGCUUUGGAGGAUCAAUAUGGAUGUCGCAAUUACGCGCCUUUGCCUGUAGCGUUAUGCAGAGGAGAAGGUGUAUUCGUAUGGGAUGUGGAAGGCAAGAAGUAUUUCGACUUCUUGAGUGCUUACUCCGCUGUGAACCAGGGACAUUGUCACCCAAGAAUUGUGAAGGCGCUAAAGGAACAGGCUGACCAACUAACAUUAGUGUCAAGAGCGUUUUACUCCGACCAAUUGGGCAAAUAUGAGAAAUUUAUGACAGAGCUGUUAGGCUAUGAUCGUCUACUGCCAAUGAACACAGGAGUUGAAGGUGGUGAGAGCGCUUGCAAGAUAGCCAGGAAAUGGGGAUAUGACGUCAAGAAAAUACCAAAAGACCAGGCAAAGAUAAUUUUCGCCGAGAACAACUUCUGGGGUCGCACGUUGAUGAUACCCUACAAUAAUAUACCAGCUCUAGAGAAAGCCCUCCAAGAUCCGACAAUAGCGGCUUUCAUGGUGGAACCUAUCCAAGGAGAGGCUGGCGUUAUAAUACCAGACGAUGGUUAUCUAAGGAAGGUUCGAGAGCUUUGCACUAAAUACAACGUCCUUUGGAUCGCUGACGAAGUUCAGACUGGACUUGGUCGGACUGGCAAAUUAUUUGCGGUACAACACGAGGGAGUGAAGCCGGAUAUUUUAAUACUCGGGAAGGCUUUGAGUGGAGGAAUACUUCCGGUAUCAGCUGUUUUAGCUAACAAUGACGUCAUGGGGGUUAUAACGCCGGGUACACACGGGUCGACGUAUGGUGGAAAUCCUCUUGCGUGUGCUGUCGCUACUGAGGCUAUUAAGGUAUUGUUAGAAGAAAAAUUACCAGAGAAUGCUGAAAGGCUAUGUAAAGUGUUCCGUGAGGAAUUGGAAAAAAUCCCCAAAUCAAAAGUAGUGGCGAUUAGAGGAAGAGGACUCAUGUUUGCAUCGAUGUUCAUUCGAGUAUUGACGCGUAUGACGUAUGCCUGA